Messenger RNA from Eutrema salsugineum, 1596 nucleotides. RefSeq names its product berberine bridge enzyme-like 17. The transcript has a single exon. The coding region runs from base 1 to 1596 and encodes 531 amino acids. Lineage: Eukaryota; Viridiplantae; Streptophyta; Magnoliopsida; Brassicales; Brassicaceae. The record is from RefSeq and is a predicted model, not a curated record. Gene Ontology annotation, molecular function: FAD binding; oxidoreductase activity.
AUGAAAGAAGUAGUUUCUCUUUUGUUUCUUGUUCUUCUUGUCUCAGUUUCAGAUGCAGAUCAAGUAACGAAACCAAAUGUUGGAAACUUCCUCGAAUGCAUUCGUAAUCGGACAAGUCCGGAAAAUCCGAUCACUGAAGCUCUCUAUACUCUCAACAACUCCACAUUCAUCUCGUCUUACGAGUCCUACACGAAAAAGAAAAUGUACUCAAACCCUAAUUACGUCAAAAACCUAAUAGCCAUUGUUGCUGCAAAACAUGAAUCUCACGUUCAAACAACAGUGAUCUGCUCAAAGUCAAACCGAAUCCAAAUCCGUAUCCGAAGUGGUGGUCACGACUUCGAGGGCCUUUCGUACAUCUCGUCCGUGCCUUUCGUUGUCCUCGACAUGCACGAUCUACGAUCCAUAACCAUUGACGUGCCACACAAGAAAGCAUGGGUUCAAUCUGGUGCAACUUUGGGAGAGCUAUACACCAAAAUCGCUGACGCUAGCAAAACGCUAGCGUUUCCAGCCGGCGUUUGCCCUACGGUAGGAGUGGGAGGACACUUCAGUGGCGGAGGAUACGGGAAUCUAAUGAGAAAAUACGGAAUCUCCGUCGAUCACGUCGUUGAUGCUCAGUUAGUAGAUGCCAAUGGAAAGAUCUUGAACAGAUCAUCUAUGGGAGAAGAUCUGUUUUGGGGGAUUCGUGGCGGUGGCGGCGCGAGCUUCGGCGUUAUUCUCUCUUGGACAAUCAACCUCGUCGAGGUUCCAGAGACCAUGACAGUGUUUAAGGUUAACAAAACAUUGGAACAAGGAGCUACUAAUGUUCUCUUCAAGUGGCAGCUUGUGUCGUCUAGCAAAUUGCCUAGAGAGCUUUUCUUGAGAGCAAUGCCUCAAAUCGUAAUAGGAGAAAAAAACGGAGAUAAAACCAUUGCGGUUAAGUUUUACGCUCAGUUCCUAGGCUCGGCAAAGAAGCUAAUGGAGAUUAUAAACAAGAACUUGCCUGAAUUAGGGCUAAAACGUGAAGAUUGCUACGAGAUGAGCUGGAUUAACACGACGAUGUUUUGGGAGGAUUAUCCGUUUGGAACCAACACGAGCGUUCUUCUUGACAGACCAACGAACCCGCCAAGUGGAUUCUUCAAGAACAAAUCGGAUUACGUCAAGAAACCGAUACCGAAAGAAGGACUGGAGAAGAUUUGGAAAACGAUGUUGAAAUUCAACAAUGUGUGGAUGCAAUGGAACCCUUACGGCGGAGUAAUGGAUCAGAUUCAGGCGAACGCGACCGCGUUUCCUCACCGGAAAGGAAACUUGUUCAAGAUUCUCUACUUUGCGUUAUGGUCUGACGCAAACGCAACGGACGCGAAUCUAGGUUUGAUGAAAGAGCUUUACAAAGUGACGGAGCCGUACGUGUCAAGUAACCCCAGAGAGGCGUAUUUGAAUUACAGAGACAUUGAUGUUGGAAGCAAUCCGAGUGAUGAGACGAAUGUUGAUGAAGCUAAGAUCUAUGGAUCAAAGUUUUUCUUGGGGAAUCUCGAAAGAUUGAUGGAAGUUAAAGCUAAGUAUGAUCCUGAGAAUUUUUUCAGGUACGAACAGAGUAUUCCUCCUGUUCGUGCAAUGUAA